AUGGCAUCGGACAUUCUGGACGUGUUCAACAUCAAGGAAGAGGCUCGAGUGCAGCCAAAGAAGCACGCCCGCGCAGAUAAUGACUUUGGGACACAGUCAAAAAAGAAGAAGCAUGCCAUGAGCAGGGAGUUGUACAAUCUUAUCGGUACCAAUUUGCCUCCUGUCGCUGUUGAGAAAGGCUUCAAAUUUAAAGACAAGAUCAAUUCAGGGAAAGCAAGUCCGUGGGUGUGGGCACCUUUCAAAAAUGAAGCCAGGUCAGACGAGCUUGAGCUUCACCACUGGGUGAAAGGCCUGGUCGCGCCAUCAGAUGAGAAAAGAUCAUACAAUUUUGCAAAAUACAACACAUCUCUUGAUAUUCCAUCCUUCAGCAAGGAAGAGUAUGAUGAAAAGCUAAAGGAUUUGAGCGAAGACUGGGAUUAUGACGAAACCAAGUAUUUAUUUGAUCUGGCUAAAGACUAUGAUUUAAGAUGGGCGGUGGUAUACGACAGAUACGAGUAUCGCAACGACAAACACAGAGGCCUCGAAGAUUUGAAAGAACGACUGUAUUCUGUAUCAGCAAAGCUUUUGAGCUCCAACCCUGAUGGCACAAGAGAUGUUGCUUUGAUCAAAGGACUUGAAUCGUUUGACAAAAAACAGGAACUGGAAAGAAAGCAGUAUCUGAACCGUUUGAUCCAUAGAGCCCCUACAGAAAUUGCCGAAGAAGAGUCUUUGGUCAUCGAGGCCCGAAAGUUUGAACUAGCCGCGAAGAAGAUGCUGAUGGAAAGAGCACAAUUGUUGCAACUUCUUGACUCGCCCCAAUCUUCCGCCUCGAUUGAACAAUACACCACGUCGUCUGGUCUCACCCAGCUCUACAAUUCUCUUAUGACUGUGGACAAGUCAAAGAAACGGAAACCGGAAGUUCCAGUUCCUCCUCAACUAGGCCCAAACGCCAUUCCUCACACUCAACAAAUACAACAAGCGCAACAACAGCAUCUAAUGAGACAACGCCAGGGGAAAAAAUCGACUUUGUCGCAAAGAUUGUAUGGAGGCAAACAGGAAAUAUCACAACAGCAGGCACAGUCUGAAGUUUGGCAACUUCUACAAUCCAAGCUCACAGCUGAAGAGAUGGAGGUUUACGGAUUGAGGUUCCACGACGAGAAGUUGCAACCGGGAGUGUAUAUUCGUUCUCAGAAGCUGUCAAGUUUCAAGCCUGCAGUGCAGGCUAAGGUGGCGGAAGUCUUGAAUGAAUUGCAAAUGUCCAUGAAACCUACCCUGCCUACAGCAAAUGUUUGCUCGAAGUUUGAUCAGUUACUGCAAAGCAUUGCUACUUUGAUUGAUCUAAAGAAGCAGACCGAUAAGUUGAGCGGGGAAGUGGCUCUCAUUAAGAGUCAAAAGGGAGUUGAGUAA
This is a messenger RNA of Ogataea haglerorum, 1386 nucleotides long. RefSeq lists its product as uncharacterized. The record is from RefSeq and is a predicted model, not a curated record. Gene Ontology annotation, cellular component: NuA4 histone acetyltransferase complex; nucleus; Swr1 complex. Lineage: Eukaryota; Fungi; Ascomycota; Pichiomycetes; Pichiales; Pichiaceae. Gene Ontology annotation, biological process: negative regulation of transcription by RNA polymerase II; DNA repair; chromatin remodeling. Gene Ontology annotation, molecular function: transcription corepressor activity. Bases 1 to 1386 code for a protein of 461 amino acids. The transcript has a single exon.